UCUCUGGACAUCUGUCCUCCUCUGUGCGGCUGACACCAUGAGGCCCCGAGUGCUGCUGUCGCUGCUGGUGGCGUUGGGCUGCCUUCACGUCCACGGCGCGCCGCUGGAGCACGGCGCCUCGGAGCACGGCGCCUUUGAGCAAGGCUCGUGUGAAGACGCCUCAUCCGCAGCUGCAGCGAGACUGGCUCUGAGCAAAAUCAACGAGGACCGCACGGACGGCUACAUCUUCACCCUGCACCGCCUGUCCAACGUGCACACGGCCCAGCACGGGGAGAACGGCGUCGUCUUCUAUCUGACGCUGGAUGUUGUGGACACCAACUGCAGUGUUCUGAGCAGAAAGGACUGGAAGACCUGCGAGGCCCGUCCCACCCACGACACACCGACAUAUGGACAGUGCAAAGUGGCCAUCUUCAUCAACAGGGUGCACAGGGUGGUGCGUCUCUACAAGUACAGAUGUGUGCUCAGACACUUUUCCGGGAAGAAGUUGCUCGACAUCUGUCCCGAUUGUCCGGUUCUAAUGUCCCAGGAAGACGCUCAGGUCCAGAAGGCCGUGUCCCUCUCGCUGGAGAAGUUCAACCAGGAGAGCGGCCUGGACAAAAAGUUUGCUCUGCUCAAGGUGGAGCGCGCCACAGCUGGAUUGGCUGUGGGGAUGUAUUUUAAUGUGGAGUACAGCAUCCAGGAGACCACCUGCGCCAGGACGGCCGGGGCGGACGCCCAGUGCCCCCCCAUGGAGUGCGAGUUCGCUCACAAGGGCUUCUGUGUGGGCACGCUCCACCAAGAUAUCACAGUCACCGUGCAGUGUGAGAUCUACGAGCCUGAGGCUGCAGAGAGAGAGAAGAACCUGCACCUUCUGGGCGCAGAGACGGACCACAGCCACAACGACACCCAGGCACCGGGCCACGAGCACCAGCAGGCGCACGCGGCCGACCCCGCGCACACGCACGACCACGUGCACGACCACACCAAGAGCCACGGCCACCACCACGACGCCCACAAGCACGCCGACGACGCCCACCACCACACACACGACCACGCCGCGGGCAGCGCCCACAGGCACGCGCACGACCACUCCCACGACCACGGCCACGGCCACGACCACGUGCACGCGCACCACGCCAAGGCGCACGACCACAGCGGCGACGCCCCCAACCAGCACCACGACUACAAGCACGCCGACGGCGCGGCCACCCACCACCACGACCACGAGCUGGCUCUGGACCACGAUCACAAGCAUCCCCACCUGCACGCGCACGAGCACCACCACCACCACCACCAGCACGAGCACGAGAAGGAGCCCCACGACCACCCGGACGGCGCCGUGAGGCUGCUGCCCGACCUGGGCCUCCCCGUCACCCUGCCCUCCUUCCCCGACGUCCCGGCCGGCGGUCCUGAGGCCGGAGUCACUCUGCCCCUGAAGCCCGACCCGCAGAUCCCGGGGCAGAGGGAGCCCACGGUCCAGGCCUUCCCCACCUCCGUCUCAGCUCAGUGCCCCCCCCCAGCGGCGCCCGGCACCACCCCGGUGGACAAAGCCUUUGCUGAGGACCCCGAGUUCAAGACAUCUGCCUAGGACUGCAGACGCAGAGACACAGUUGCCUUCCAUCAGCUCAAAACGUGUCAUCGCUGCUUCUGUGUCAACAGUCUAUUAAACACAUGGCAACAUCAACACUGUUUUUGCAUUUUCUCUUUUAAUAAAUAUAAAAAAUAAAACCA
This is a messenger RNA of Betta splendens (Siamese fighting fish), 1710 nucleotides long. RefSeq names its product fetuin B (gene fetub). Gene Ontology annotation, molecular function: cysteine-type endopeptidase inhibitor activity. Gene Ontology annotation, cellular component: extracellular region. NCBI's taxonomy places the organism in Eukaryota, Metazoa, Chordata, Actinopteri, Anabantiformes, Osphronemidae. The coding region runs from base 38 to 1567 and encodes 509 amino acids. Gene Ontology annotation, biological process: negative regulation of endopeptidase activity. The transcript has 7 exons. The record is from RefSeq and is a predicted model, not a curated record.